Messenger RNA from Colletotrichum siamense, 426 nucleotides. RefSeq lists its product as uncharacterized. The record is from RefSeq and is a predicted model, not a curated record. The coding region runs from base 1 to 426 and encodes 141 amino acids. NCBI's taxonomy places the organism in Eukaryota, Fungi, Ascomycota, Sordariomycetes, Glomerellales, Glomerellaceae. The transcript is spliced from 2 exons.
AUGGCGUCCGCCCAGAAUGCCAAUUCCCGUCUCUGGUAUAGGAUUCUAUAUCGCAACGCCCUCCGAGCCGUUCAAUUCUCGGCGCCAGCUCGAUACGUCGUCCGCGACCAGCUAAGGGCGGCCUUCCGAGAGAAGGACGGAGAGCUGAACCAUCAGGUAUGCCAGAGGACGAACUGGUUUCUACAAAAUGCGGCCCAAGACAGGGGACUUGAGCACAAGAUCCUCAAGAAUCUCAUCAACGUUGCAUGUGAGCGUUACAAGAAGAAACAGUGGAAGGCCAAUUACCAGAAGGAUAAGGACAGGAAACAUAAGCCCAUGGUACAGGCCACUGAAGAGUUUACAACCACCUUUUACCACCACUUUGACAUUACACUGGCCAUGUUGAACAAAUCGAUGGGUUUGGCCUUGCGCUGUGGUCCCGUUUAA